AUGUUCAGCAGCACCAAGAUCUUCGCUUUGUACGCUGUCGCUAUGGCCACUUCCAACCGUGGCGCACAUGCUGAAAAAGCAGUCGCCGAGACGUUUGGACUACUCGGUGGUCACGGUGUGGGUGUAGCCGUCCCGGGUGUUGCAAGCGUCGGUGUCGCAGCUCCCGGCUACGUAGGCGUGAAUGGCCUUGGUGUUGGUGUCGGCUUGAAUGGCCCCGGUGUCGGUGUCGGCUUAAAUGGCCCCGGUGUCGGUGUCGGUUUAAACGGCGUUGGCCUCCGUGUUGGCCAUGGCGGAUACCCCGAUGGUGUCGGUUUGAACAGCGCUGGUGCUGACAUCGGCGUUGAUGCUGACGUUGGCAUCGGUGCUGACGUUGGCGUCGGCGGGUAUCCUGGUGGUGUCGUGUAUCCGGGCACCGUCGAUGUGACUGGCAACCCUACAGUCGGCGCUCAUGAUGUCAACGUGAAGACCGGCGGGGGCAACGGCGGCUCGAGCAAGACUGUGACUGUGACGAACGGCGACGGCACCAGUACCGGAACGGCCUCCACUGGCACGGGUGCAGGUGGCGCAUCGACGAGUGCUUCUGCGAGCGCUUCUGCAUCUGCUACUGCCAGUGCAACUGCUGGGGCGAAGACCGGGACAAGCGACACUUCUCAGAAAGUGUACCGCAAGCUUCGCUUGGAGAAGUGA
Messenger RNA from Peronospora matthiolae, 687 nucleotides. The record is from the annotation of a GenBank genome assembly. Lineage: Eukaryota; Oomycota; Peronosporomycetes; Peronosporales; Peronosporaceae.